UCAUGUUUUCCAUGAAAAAACUUUUGUGUAUCACAACAACUAUAUAUUUUUUCACUAUAUACCCUAGUUCUUUGCACACAAUUAAAAUAUGUUUCUCUCACCAUUUCCAUGAAUAUUCCAACACACAACAAUUAUAUUCAAUAACAUCAGCAUACCCUUCAAAAUUUCAAACCAGUUGAUACCCAUAAACCAGCCAAAAAAAGAAAAAAAAAAUAUCAGCAUCGCUAUAGAUUGUUCUAUUUAAGACUACUCCCUUAAAUAAGAUAAACAUGAAGCCAUACACAAUAUAUUUAUAAAUAAAAAUUAAUAUCUGAAUAAAAAUGGCACCUAUUAAUUAUUAUUAUCAAGAUUCUUAAUUUAAAACCAAUCAGAAAUGUGGUGAAGGCCACCAUUGAAGUACCAAGAGUAGGAGAAGUAAACUUCCACUGCACCCACCUUGACCAUCUUGAUGAGAACUGGAGAAUGAAGCAGAUAAACUCAAUACUUGACCACAACGACGGGCCUCAUAUUUUGGUUGGAGGACUGAAUGCUCUUGAUGAAACCGAUUACUCUGAAGAUAGAUGGGCUGAUAUACUUAAGUACCAUAAAGAGAUUGGUAAACCAGAACCAAAGGUUGAAGUGAUGAAGUUUCUAAAAUCAAAGCAUUAUGUGGACGCCAAGAAUUUUGCUGGAGAAUGUGAAGCAGUUGUUGUAUUGGCUAAAGGACAGGAUGUGCAAGGGACAUGCAAGUAUGGUACAAGAGUGGAUUACAUAUUGGCAUCACCGACCUCGAUGUAUAAAUUUGUGUCUGGUUCUUAUGAAGUUCUUUCAUCGAAGGGCACGUCAGAUCAUCACAUUGUGAAGGUUGAUGUAGUGAUUGAUAAAAACGUUAGUGUGAAGGAGGAGAAGAGCAGACAAAGGAAGCAAAGAGAUUUAAAGAUAGAAACGGAUAAAUCUAAAGGUUUUUGGAAAAGUAAAUUAUGAUUUGUAAUGGAUUCAUAUAAAAGGUUUUGUACAUUGCUCUGAUAUCACUAAUAAUGUCUAUAUUGACCUCCACAUUUGCUCCUUUUAGCAAUGUGAUCAAAUGCGUCGGAGACAACGAACAACAAUUGUCGCACCAAAUGAAAUUAACUAAACAUUGCUCAACCUGCAAAACAUUUAGCACAUGCAUGUCAGGAGCUCUCAAAAUAACAUAAGGGGAUAACUCAAUCAACAUGAAGGCUAUCGUGCUCAAUGUCACACAAAACAGAGUUGAAUCUCUUUAAAAAUGUCUUAGUACAAAAUGGAGCAUGUCACCAUAUUUGAGAUGUUUAAAGUGCACUUGGAAGGCUUUUCAUUGAAGACGAUAAACAAUGAAUGUGACGACUCCCAAAUUGAUGCCAAUUCAGUACAAACACUAUCAUGACAGCCCAAAAGAUGCUCAUUUAGUAAAAGGACUUCGUCUUCCCUUAUAGAAUGUAAAAAACUACCAAAAGAGACUUCUCAUAGUCAAUUCAUGUGA
Messenger RNA from Phalaenopsis equestris, 1480 nucleotides. RefSeq lists its product as uncharacterized. Gene Ontology annotation, biological process: GPI anchor biosynthetic process. Gene Ontology annotation, cellular component: endoplasmic reticulum. NCBI's taxonomy places the organism in Eukaryota, Viridiplantae, Streptophyta, Magnoliopsida, Asparagales, Orchidaceae. The transcript is spliced from 3 exons. The record is from RefSeq and is a predicted model, not a curated record. The coding region runs from base 463 to 963 and encodes 166 amino acids.